Messenger RNA from Erinaceus europaeus (western European hedgehog), 2960 nucleotides. It is a transcript of the gene FBLN1, whose product is annotated as fibulin 1. NCBI's taxonomy places the organism in Eukaryota, Metazoa, Chordata, Mammalia, Eulipotyphla, Erinaceidae. Gene Ontology annotation, biological process: extracellular matrix organization. The record is from RefSeq and is a predicted model, not a curated record. Gene Ontology annotation, molecular function: peptidase activator activity; calcium ion binding. Gene Ontology annotation, cellular component: extracellular region. The transcript is spliced from 17 exons. The coding region runs from base 223 to 2337 and encodes 704 amino acids.
CAGGGGCGGGAGACAACCGGGGCAGGGGGGUCGGCCCGGGCCGGGGGGAGGAGGGAGGCCUGGCGCCCGCGGGCCCGCCUCCGCCGCGGCCGCGCCCUCCUCCGGGGCGGGAUAAUUGAACCGCGCGGCCCGGCUCGGCUCGGCGUUGGCUGCGGAGGCUCAGGCCGAGCGUGGAGCCGCGCCCGGAGCAGCAGAGACCCCGCGCCUUUGUCCGCUGGCCACAUGGAGCCCUCCGCCCCGCGCCCGGUCCCGCUGCGGCUGCUGCUGCUCGGCGGCCUCUCGGUGCUGGCGGCCCAAGUGGGUGCAGACAUCCCCAUGGAAAGCUGCUGUGCAGAUGGACAUCGGAUGGCCACCCAGCAGAGGGACUGCUCCGAGCCAUAUGCCUCUGAAUCCAAAGAAUGCAGGAUGGUCCAAGAGCAAUGCUGUCACAGCCAGCUGGAGGAGCUGCACUGUGCCACCGGCAUCAACCUGGCCAAUGAACAGGACAGCUGUGCCGCCACACACAAGGACAACGCCAGCCUUGAGGCUGUGUUUGUGAAGAGGUGCUGCCAGUGCUGUCUCCUUGGGAAGGCGGCCCAGGCCCAGGCCCAGAGCUGUGAGUACAACCUCAUGGUUGGCUACCAGUGUGGGCUGGUCUUCCGGGCAUGUUGCGUCAAGGGCCAGGAGACCACAGACUUUGCUCCCGGAGACGUUGCCGACUUCCAAGAACCAGCUAAGGCUUCUAAGCUCGAGGAGGAACAAGAGGACCCAUUCUUGAAUGACCGAUGCCGAGGUGGCGGGCCCUGCAAGCAGCAGUGCCGAGACACAGGGGAGGAGGUCGUCUGCUCAUGCUUCGUGGGCUACCAGCUGCAGCCCGAUGGCAUCUCCUGUGAAGAUGUCAAUGAGUGCAUCACGGGCAGCCAUAACUGCCGUCUUGGAGAAUCCUGCAUCAACACCGUGGGCUCUUUCCGCUGCCAGCGAGACAGUAGCUGUGGCACUGGCUAUGAGCUCACAGAAAACAAUGACUGCAAAGAUAUUGACGAGUGUGAGAGUGGUAUUCAUAACUGCCUCCCCGAUUUUAUCUGUCAGAAUACUCUGGGAUCCUUCCGCUGCAGACCCAAGCUUCAGUGCAAGAGUGGCUUUAUACAAGAUGCUCUAGGCAGCUGUAUUGAUAUCAAUGAGUGUUUAAGUAUCAAUGCCCCAUGCCCUGUGGGCCAGACAUGCAUCAACACAGAGGGUUCCUACACAUGCCGGAAGAACGUGCCCAACUGUGGCCGUGGCUACCAUCUCAACGAGGAGGGAACCCGAUGUGUCGAUGUGGAUGAGUGCACGCCCCCCUCGGAGCCCUGUGGGCCGGGGCACCUCUGUGUGAACACCCCUGGCAGUUUCCGCUGCGAGUGUGAGGCCGGUUACUAUUUUGAUGGCGUCAGCAGGACGUGUGUGGACAUCAAUGAAUGCCGGCGCUACCCUGGGCGCCUGUGUGGCCAUAAGUGCGAGAACACGCCGGGAUCUUACCACUGCAGCUGCACCGUGGGCUUCCGCCUGGCACUCGACGGCCGGUCUUGUGAAGACGUGAACGAGUGCAGCAGCAGCCCUUGCAGCCAGGAGUGCGCCAACGUGUACGGCUCCUACCAGUGCUACUGCCGGCGAGGCUACCAGCUCAGCGACGUGGACGGGGUCACCUGUGAGGAUAUUGAUGAGUGUGCCCUGCCUACUGGAGGCCACAUCUGCUCCUACCGCUGCAUCAACAUCCCUGGAAGCUUCCAGUGCAGCUGCCCCUCAUCCGGGUACCGGCUGGCCCCCAAUGGCCGCAACUGCCAAGACAUUGAUGAGUGUGUGACAGGCAUCCACAACUGCUCCAUCAAUGAGACCUGCUUCAACAUCCAAGGUGGCUUCCGUUGCCUGGCAUUCGAGUGCCCAGAGAACUACCGCCGUUCAGCAGAUACGAUGCACCAGGAGAAGACAGACACCAUCCGCUGCAUCAGGUCCUGCCGCCCCAAUGAUGUCACAUGCAUGUUGGACCCCAUUACUACCAUCUCCCACAUUGUCGUCUCGCUGCCUACAUUCCGAGAGUUCAACCGCCCUGAAGAGAUCAUCUUUCUUCGUACUCUCACUCCAUUGUAUCCUGGCAGCCAGGACAUUGUCUUCUACAUCACGGAGGGGAAUCUGCGGGACUCCUUCGACAUCAUCAAGCGCUACAUGGACGGCAUGACUGUGGGUGUUGUGCGCCAGGUACGGCCCAUUGUGGGCCCAUUCCACACCAUCCUGAAGCUGGAGAUGAACUACGUGGUCGGGGGUGUGAUGUCCCAACGGAAUGUGGUCAACGUCCACGUCUUCGUCUCUGAGUACUGGUUCUGAGGGCCAGUCCACUGGGCAGCCAUGGCUGUGCCCGCAGAUGGAAUUGUUGUUGCCCUUAGCUCUGCCUGUCCCCCUUGUGCCAUGCAGAAUCCUCUGAAAUUUAUGUAUUUGUUUGUUUGUAGUGUUAAGCUGAUCUAUAUUCAGCUGGGCCAGAGGAAUUAGUUCAUGGUGUGUCUUUUGGUGUUUAAUGACAUAAUUGGUUGGAAACCUUGUAUAUGUUUAAUGCAAGGUUGCAGUUUGCCCCCUUGCUCUCCAUCUCUGGGCUGAGUCUUGUUAAGCACCAAUGGGGGCAAAAAAGAGACAAUUCUUCUUCAGUGGGUUGCCAGUUCCAACACCAAGAGAAUAGGUCUGACCCAGAUUGUGUGAAAUUUGGCAAAACUUUUUUUUUUUUUGGCCAAUGGUAUGUUAUCUACCCAGUUAUUACUUUUUUUCCUAACCACUUUCUUGAGGACAAGCUGAUUUGUAGGACUUGUCACAGGGGUGCAUUUUGGCAUCUCCCCAAGAUAAGUGUCUGUACCCCCUCAUGUAACACCAAAUGAUGGCUGGGCUUCUUUGGACUCUGUCAAUACAUCCGUCUUUUCUUGUCAUCAGUGGGAAAAUAAACUGCUUUGUGAUUCCUCUGA